Messenger RNA from Chelmon rostratus (copperband butterflyfish), 6060 nucleotides. RefSeq names its product myocyte-specific enhancer factor 2D homolog. Gene Ontology annotation, biological process: cell differentiation; positive regulation of transcription by RNA polymerase II. The transcript is spliced from 12 exons. Gene Ontology annotation, molecular function: DNA-binding transcription factor activity, RNA polymerase II-specific; protein dimerization activity; RNA polymerase II cis-regulatory region sequence-specific DNA binding. The coding region runs from base 520 to 2268 and encodes 582 amino acids. NCBI's taxonomy places the organism in Eukaryota, Metazoa, Chordata, Actinopteri, Chaetodontiformes, Chaetodontidae. The record is from RefSeq and is a predicted model, not a curated record.
CGCUGUAUCGCCUGGGUGGACAGUAUAGUUACUUCAACAUUAAAGGGAAUAAAAUGCCGCGGAUUUAUGUAAAUAGAGACGUCGCUUCAGCGUAAUUAAUUAGUACUUCGUAAUUUAGACUGGCCCCUUCGGAGCCGGUGGCGGGAGGCCUAUUUUCGGUUUUAUCAGCAAUAUUUCAGGGAGAGGAGUGACGUCCUCCUCACCACAGCAGCUGCGGGGAAGUUUGUCACUCUUGUCCCUGUUGAGCAACGGAUGAACUGAGGGCCUCCGCUCCUCAACUCCACACAUCUCUGCAGCAUCCACUCCACACUCCCGCUGCCCGUCAGCAAAAGGAGUCGACGACGUUGCCGCAUCUGGGCACAGAAAUGUGUGUGCGCCUGUUUCCUCGGAUGCAUGACUGUGUGUGAGUGUUAUUGGGCUGAAGUAAGAGGUCGUAGGCUGCACUUCCUCGCUCACCCUCCGAGAGGCACUUCUCCGCUUGACUGACUACGACGUUUGUCUCCACACCUGCAAAGCAUAAUGGGUAGGAAAAAGAUUCAGAUCCAACGGAUCACCGACGAAAGGAACAAGCAGGUGACAUUUACAAAGCGAAAGUUCGGCUUGAUGAAGAAAGCCUACGAGCUCAGCGUGUUGUGUGACUGCGAGAUCGCUCUGAUCAUAUUCAACCACGCAAACAAGCUGUUCCAGUAUGCCAGCACUGACAUGGACAAGGUCUUGCUCAAAUACACAGAGUACAAUGAGCCUCACGAGAGCCGGACCAACGCUGACAUUAUUGAGACUUUAAGAAAGAAAGGGUUUAACGGUUGUGACAGUCCAGAGCCGGAUGGUGAAGACUCCAUUGACCAAAGUCCCCUAAAUGAUGACAAAUACCGUAAGACCACAGAGGACCUGGAUGUUCUCUUCAAACGCUACGGACAGUCGACGGCUCCGCCCCAGACGUUCUCCAUGCCAGUCACAGUCCAGUCGUCCAAUCAGAGCGCACUGCAAUUCAGCAACCCUGGCAAUGCACUGGUAACUACCUCCUAUGUAACAUCAUCGUCGCUCACGGAUACCCAUCUCCUGUCGCCACAGCAACCGGCUCUUCAGAGAAACACGGUAUCUCCUGGGUUGCCACAGCGACCAGCCAGUGCAGGUGCACUUCUGGGAGGCGACCUGAAUAAUUCAAAUGGAGGAUGCCCAAGUCCAGUCCCGAAUGGAUACACCAGUGCCAGGGCCUCCCCAGGCCUCCUCACCGUUUCUAACGGCAACAGUCUGGGGAAAGUAGUUCCGGCCAAGUCUCCACCCCCACCUCCCAGCCCCCAGAUGGUCAACAGCCGCAAGCCAGACCUCCGAGUCAUCACCUCACAGGGCGGAAAGAGCCUCAUGCAGAUGAACGCCCAGCGGCUGGCAGCUGGAGCUCAGGUGGCUCAAACCCUCACCACACCGGUGGUCUCUGUGGCCACACCGAGCCUCCUGGCACAGGGGCUGCCCUUCUCCGCCAUGCCCACAGCCUACAACACAGAGUACCAGCUGACCAGUGCAGACAUCACUGCUUUACACGCUCUGGCGUCGCCUGGCGGCUUGUUGCCAACCAGUGUGUCCACAUGGCAGCAGCAGGCUGUUUCCCAGCAACCGCAACAGCAGCAGCAGCAACAACAGCAAGCACAGCAACAGCAGCAACAACAACUUAAUCUUGCAUCGCUCAGCAACUUGGUCAUGUGGGGCGUGGACAAACAGAGCAGCGAGCUGUCUAGCCAGGUGUCCAGCCUGGCUGCCAAUCUGAGUGUUGGCUCUCCGUCCAACCUGCUCUUGGGUAGAGAUGAGUGGUUGGGCCGGCCUGUGACCCAUAUACCUCAAGGCGCCAUGCUGACAGUCAACACAAACUCCAGUGUGAGCAUCAAGUCGGAGCCCGCCUCGCCCGGCCGGGAUCGCAGCACCCCUUGCCCUCCUCCAUCUUCAACCACGCCGUCCUCGACCUCAGGAGGAGCCAUCCUGACAGCGCCGCCACAGUACCCCGGCUCCCUGCUGUGCCUGGAGCCCCCGACCGGCCGCUCGCCUGCGGACAGUGUAAGCAGCAACGCCAGCUCCUUUGAAGGCAGCGAUCGUGAUGACACUGGCACAGCCGGCGGUGGAGGUGCCGGCGGCGGCACUACGGGAAGCGUAGGUCCCGCCAGCCGGUCCGUGCCGCCCGACUUCAGCCCCUCGGCCGAGGUCCUCAGGGCAUCGAACGAACCAGAGCAGGAGGGAGGAAACAUCAAGCGCAUGAGAUUGGACGCCUGGGUGACAUAGAGGCGCCUGCGACGCCUUUCUGCACCCACAGCGAAGUUUUGGUGACACUUAAACACCCACAACACACACCCACACUCAUCCUAAAACCCCCACUGCACCGACCCCACUGCCAUGUGACACUAUCAUCACACAUCUGCCUCUGUCCACAAUUACACAACUCAGCUGCGUUGCCCAGACUUUCAAGGCUUUGCCAAAAACAAACAAAAAACCCCCAUAAAAAAUAAAAAUCCUUUGGGAUCGCGCUCUGAGUGAAGAGAGGAUGGCUUAGUGCUCAGCUGGAUAUUUUGUCCCUGAUAGGUCCUUGAACAUAGAGGGACAGUAGAUUUUAAAAGCCUUCUUGCUUGAAUGACUCCCAUAUAGUACAUUCUUUUGGUAGAAAUGAGGUGUUGAACCUUUUUGCAAUCUGAGGAAACCAUAAAAACAUUUAUCUUUCACAUGGUUCCUGCAUAACCUUCAUGUUAUUACAUCGAGCUCUGCUACAUUGUUCACAAUGUGAUUGGUGGCUUGUCGACAUCAUGGGACUUCUGCCGUAUGACUCACCACUUCCUGCUCUUUGAGAUCCAGCAUCGCUUGGAUUGUGCGCUGUCCAUUCUUCCAUAAGUCACCUCCAAACUGCACUUUUGGAUAUAACGUAAAUCUGGACACGUUUGAGGCCUGAGCAUCUAUCUGGCACUGAGCAAACGGACUCAGACGGGGUCUUCUAGGUGAGGAGACUUCAACAGGAACGGUUCUGUCCGCUGCCACAUUUACCAACCUCAGCCCAACAGGUGGCACUCUGUGGCUGUGGAGUCGAGGACCUUGCCAGAGUGCCAAUUAUAACCUCUUUUCAACAACAACAACACAAAAAAAUGCCAAAUGCCUCUCGCACAUGGUGCAGGGACACUGAUGAAUUAUUACUCGCACUGUCACGGAAAUAACGAGGACUAAAAACUGUCGAUGCUUUCCAGGCUUUGAAUUCGCCGUCAGUCUCUCCUCGGACUGGGUGCUCCUCCCGUCCUGUCUCACCUCAUCUCCUCUGGAACUUGGAUGGAAACUGUUGCACCAGAAAUCCAGCCAGUCACUCAGCUUAUUAACCAGGAGUAGAUGCCAUCCAGCUAAAUGCGUAGUCUGAGUUUUUUGAGCCUCUGGUGGCUUUUUUUGGGUAGAGAAGUAUUUGGUUCUUUCAGUCCAAGUGUUCUUUAUCUGUUGGUAUUGAAAAAAAAAAUCUGUUUUGAAGGUCCGUUAGUUGUCCAGAAGUAGGAAUUAUGACUUUGUAUAAAAAUCACUCCUUAUACAAAAGCUUUGAUGUCCUCUUUAGCUCUCUCUAGCUCUUCUUAGCUCUUUGCCGUGUUUCAAAAAGUGAAAGGAAAAAGACAUUUUCUAUAUUUCUACCGCUUCAGUUGGCGACAAAGUAAAAUAGCUUUUCAGCUUCAACGACGUGUAUGUACAUAUGAAUAUAUUUGCAUAGACUUUGCUAGGUAUCCCUAAAAACAAGCAAUGUGUUGAUUCUCAGUGGAUCUGUUUGCAUAUAUGAGUGUGAAUUUGAUAUGUUUCGAGCUACGGUGCAGGGGUUACGCCACACUAGGUAGUGCUGGUGGAUCGGACUUGUUUCAGUAAACCUAUUUUAUGCUAGUGUUGAUGGUGUGUGCACUUUCUGUCCCUCACUUAGAGGCCUGCUUGGUUGUGGUGUCAUCAUAUUCUCCUACCACUCAUUUUUAAAACCCACGAUCAAAGUAAAAUUUUCCAUAAACACCUUAAGAUGAACUGAUUAGGUCACUGCCAUUCACUUGUAGUGUAGUUAAGAGAUGAAACGCACUUCUUUGACGCAUAUUUUGGUUGACAGAAUUGUGUACGAUCUUUUCCACGUUAAGCAGACACAGGUUAUGCCUUUUUUCACUUUGAAAUUAAGUCAAGAAAUUGGCAGCCAAGUGCUGUUUGUUGUUAAAUUGUAUGUUUCUAGUACAAAUUUGUUUUGUCUGAACCAUUUCAGGUUUGUGUAUGAGUGUGUACACAGGUUGGUUAUAGCCUACAAAUAGAGAGUUUGUCCUUAAUGCUUUUUUUUUUCUUUCCUCGAGACGAUGCUCAAAGUGCAGACUGGUGUUGUUGACUGUUUAUUAUCUACUUAAACUGUCCUACACUUUUAAGUCAGUGUAGGUGAGGUGGAGGAAGUGGACACGGCUGCUUUUACGACAUGAUGCUGUGGUGAGUGUCCAGAAAAAACAAAAACAUCUGCAUGCAGUGUGACAUUUUUGCGCCAGCGUUGUUGAUGUUUUUCAUGGUCGGGUGAUUUUUCAGUCCCCCGUGUGACAGUGUGGUGGGAAACUUUUCACUCUGCUAAUUUCAGGUUCGUACUGUUUUCUUCUGUCAGCUCUCUGGUAAACUAUUUGACAUCCAACACGUUCAGUAAACUCAUGUUGGAGAAAAUUUGCCUCUUAAACCUUUAAAGGAAUAGUUCAACAUUCUGAGAAGUUCACCUUCAUACCUAGAGUUAGAUAAGAUCAAUACUCGCGUUGAACGUGAAGGUACAGCCAGCAGCCUGUUAGCUUAGCAGGAAAUGGGGCAGACGGUUAGCCAUGCCUACCAAGCACCACUGUAGCUCACCUCUAAUGUUGCACACAUGUCAAUUUUAAAUGAAUUUCCAGAAAAUCUGCAAAAAAUAAAUGUGCAUUAAUGCACCAUUCAAUCCACUACGAUUCUGCGAAUAUUAGGAGGUCAUGCAUCAAGAGAAACAGCUGCAAACCACUGCAGACUCGCGUGAAAAAAAAAGUGUUUAUCCGAAAAAGUUGAACUGUUCCUUUUAAAGAUGCAACGAGCGCUACCAGCCUCCAGACAGAGCGAAUGAGCUCCCGCUUUUACCACGCAGCCAUUUCCAUUUUUGAAAACCCUAAUUUCCAGGUGAACUCUGUUUGUGGGCGCUGAUGGUUGACUGAAAUGUGACACCACACCGAUUGGCUUCGGCAUCCUGCUUCAUGCAGGUUUGUUCCUGUACAAAAAGUUCUCUGUCCAAUCUAGCAGUGUAGUCACAAGACAAUCUACGUAUAUGAGAAAUGAAAACCUGCACCCCUGUUACUUGUUGUGUACAAUGUUUUUAGAAUCUCACUAUUUUUGGAUUAAUUUGUGCUGGUGACAGUUCCAUUGUCUAUUAUUAUGAUGAUAUUAUUAUUAUGGAGCUUUUAUUUUAUUGCUAUUUUGUGUAGGAUAGUCAACUGUUUUUAUUUUCUUUCUUAUUUUAUCUUAUCAUAAACAUAUAGCACUGGUUUCCUUUUUUUAAACAACUUGCUGAAAAUUGCACGAUCAGUUAUUGUGGUAUUAGCAAAUGCAAUGAAGGAAAUACCAGUUAAAUGCUGCAAUUUUAAUUAAGAUAUAGAAUAUAUUUAUAAAAACGGGAAACAACUGAAAUUAGUAAUUCAUAAAAUUUGAAAAAUGUAAAUGCAUGGGAUACAGGUAACAACGAAACUUAUGUUACGUACAGUAAUGAUAAAGGACAUGCAUCACAAAUGAGUUUUAAAACGACUCAGAAUAAUGUAGCAUAUGAAAUACUAAAGAUGAAAUUUAUAGCUAAUAUAUUGUGUUGAGCUAGUCUGCUUUGGGUUUUUGUUGUAAAGAAAAUAUUUCUUUGUUGUUUUUUUGAGAAUGAUAUACAGUUUGUGUAUAUUUUCAUAUACAAAGUAUGCACUGAUAUGUUAUUGAAAUUCUAUACCGCUUUUACAAAAAAGUGUUUGUUGUACCAAAGUAUCCAAGUCCCUUGAGACCUUACCCUUUUUGCGUAUGUUUUACCGUAUUUUAUAUAUUAAAUAGACAAACUGAGUGAAA